This is a messenger RNA of Fusarium sp. VM40, 924 nucleotides long. NCBI's taxonomy places the organism in Eukaryota, Fungi, Ascomycota, Sordariomycetes, Hypocreales, Nectriaceae. The record is from the annotation of a GenBank genome assembly.
AUGCCUCCAUACAAGGUUGAGCCACCUACUGAUUGUGACGUCGACUUCGAUCCUGUUCGACUCGCUGAUAAAACUGCAAUUGUUACUGGAGGAGCCAGUGGCAUUGGAGAAGCCUAUGUAAGAGCCUUACACAAAGCAGGUGCCAAAGUUGUGAUUGGUGAUAAAGAUUCCACUGCUGGCGAGAGACUUGCGUCCGCGUUACCUGGGACAAAGUUUGUCCAAGUGGAUGCCACUGUGUGGGAAGAUCAAGUGCGACUAUUCAAAGAGGCAGUAGGAUUCUCAAGCUCUGGCAAAAUCCACUAUGUUAUUGCCAACGCAGGUAUCACAAAGCACGACCAAACAUUUACAUUUGACGGCAAAGAUAAAGAGCCUGAGAAACCAGACCUGCAGACCAUCGACGUGAAUCUGAAAGGCACGCUAUAUACCGCAAAACUCGCGAUGCACUAUUUUGUUUCGCAAAAUAGAACUCAAGCCCAAGACAGUCAGGAAGAUACGUGCCUGAUCCUGGUCAGCUCAGGAGCUGGCUUUCUCGAUGUGCCCAGGGGUCCGGAGUACAGUAGCACGAAAUGGGCAGUUCGAGGGAUCAUGCACGCCUUGCGAAGAACAACAUUCUACUAUGGUAGCCGUGUAAACGUCAUUGCGCCGUGGUAUAUUCGCACAGGUAUCUUGUCAAAAGAACAAUUCGACCAAGUUGAAGAAUCAGGUGUCGAGUUUGCAACAGCCGAGGACGCAGGUGAAUGUGCAUUGAGGAUAUUGAGCGACCCAAGCGUCAACGGGAGGACGCUCUUUGUAUGUGCGCGAAAAUGGGCUGCUCGUGGCUACGUGGAUUUGAACAUUGAGGAUUAUCCUCAUAGCCCAUUGAUCCAAGAGAUGCAGGAGGAUCAGAUAAAGAACGCACCAGUUGAGUUAGGGCUAUACAUCUGA